Messenger RNA from Austrofundulus limnaeus, 2469 nucleotides. It is a transcript of the gene vipr1b, whose product is annotated as vasoactive intestinal peptide receptor 1b. Gene Ontology annotation, cellular component: plasma membrane. Gene Ontology annotation, biological process: adenylate cyclase-modulating G protein-coupled receptor signaling pathway; cell surface receptor signaling pathway. Gene Ontology annotation, molecular function: G protein-coupled peptide receptor activity; peptide hormone binding; vasoactive intestinal polypeptide receptor activity. The record is from RefSeq and is a predicted model, not a curated record. NCBI's taxonomy places the organism in Eukaryota, Metazoa, Chordata, Actinopteri, Cyprinodontiformes, Rivulidae.
GUGUUAUCGGUGCAGAUGUGCGACGUGGUGAAUGAAAUCGAGCAGGAGAAGGAGCGCUGUGAAAUCAGCACCUCUGGGAACGUCACCUCGGAUUGUCAGGGGAUGUGGGACAUCAUCGCCUGCUGGCCUUCAGCCAGAGUGGGAGAAGUGGUAACCAUAACCUGCCCCACAUAUUUCAGUUACUUCAGCGACCAGCAGAGAGGUAACCUCUCUAAAACCUGCACAGCAGAUGGCUGGACCGAGAUGCAGCCCGUUGACAUCGCCGUGACCUGUGGAUACAAUCUGAAUGGCACCAGCGAUGAUGGGAAGUUUUUCUGGCAGGUGAAGAUCGGCUACACCAUCGGGCACAGCGUUUCCCUUGUCUCGCUCAUCACCGCUAUCGUCAUCCUUUGCGUCUUCAGAAAACUCCACUGCACGAGGAAUUACAUCCACAUGCAUCUGUUUGUGUCGUUUAUCUUAAAAGCGAUCGCCGUCUUCAUCAAAGACGUGGUUCUUUACGAGGUCGGGGAGGUGGACAACUGCUCCUCUGGCUCCGUCGGCUGCAAAGCGGUGAUUGUGUUCUUUCAGUACUGUAUUAUGGCCAGUUUCUUCUGGCUCCUGGUGGAGGGUCUUUAUCUUCACGCGUUGCUGGCCGUGUCUUUCUUCUCCGAGAGGAAAUACUUCUGGGCUUACAUUCUGAUCGGCUGGGGGGGUCCAGCAGUUUUCAUCACAGCUUGGAGCAUUGCUAAAGCCUACUAUAAUGAUGUAGGGUGCUGGGAUAUUAUCGAAAACACUGACGUGUUCUGGUGGAUUAUUAAAACCCCCAUUUUAGCGUCAAUCUUUAUGAACUACAUUCUUUUCAUCUGCAUCAUUCGAAUUCUUCGCCAGAAGAUCAACUGUCCAGAUAUUGGAAGAAAUGAGUCCAACCAGUAUUUGAGACUGGCCAAAUCCACGCUGCUUUUGAUCCCACUGUUUGGAAUAAACUUCAUUGUGUUUGCUUUCAUYCCGGAGCAAGUGAAGACGGAGCUACGGCUGAUUUUUGACUUGAUUCUAGGAUCCUUUCAGGGCUUCGUGGUGGCGGUCCUUUACUGCUUCCUGAACGCUGAGGUGCAGGGAGAGGUGAAGAGGAAGUGGCGGCGGUGGCACCUGCAGAGGUACAUGGGCUCAGACACAAARUACCAGCACCCGUCCAUCGGCAGCAGCAACAACUUCAGCACUCAGAUCACCAUGUUGACGCGCUGCAGCCCCAAAACACGCCGCGGUUCGUCCUCCUGCCACGACGACUUGUCCUGUAUAUGACUCAAAGACGUUCWGCACGCUUUUCACGCCACAACGGUAGUCUCACAGAACCGACAUGUGUCCGUCAUCAACACAUCCACAUUUUAAAAGGUGUUUUUUCAUUUUAUUGUUAUACAUCAUUUCCUGAACUGUUUGUAAGGCUCCUGUGAGCUCAGACGCAGGGAACGUGACACGUUCAUGUCAUCCAGAGGUCACUCAGCAGCCUGUAGAAAAAAAAAGUCAAUUCCUGAAGCUCCAAAUGAACAAAACCACAACCUUAUUUUAUUAUGUCUGUUGUUGUUGUUUUAUAAAGGCAAAGAAAACCGCUGUGGUUUUGGUUUUUAAGUUGUUUGAGCUCAGACUGUUAGCCAUUUAUUCUAAAAGAAUAAAACUAAAGAACGAUACCUCGGACGAGAUGAUGAAAAGCCCUUUUUUCUGCACUAAUCUUUCCACAAACACCACCUCUCCCCUGUGAUUCUAAAUACAUAAUUCUGGUUAUUGUGGUUUUUUUUAUUAUUAUUUGAGUUUAUUUUUUACUGAUGAGUGCCUAAUUUCUGUGUUAUUAAGUAAAACUUUUCAGUCGGAUCUUUAACGGCUGUUAGACUGGAGAGGAAAUAACCUUUACGCCACUCGGUCCUUGGAUGUUUACAUUUACUCGGGCAGACUAGUAAAAUGUAUAGACGAGUGUACAGUGUACAUAAAGUGGUUUACUUUAGGAUUUUGUGGAUUGAAUCGCAGCUGCACGAACACAAACGGGACUGUUGGAUGCUGCGGCGUGUGUCGAUUAUACAAAAUGUCACGUCUGCGUUGUCGAGAGUGAAAAAUGAGAGGCAGCGUCCUCAGAUUUAUAAAACAUACGAGUUAUUUUCACAUGGGGACCCAGCUCUGAGGAGGCUCAGAUGGCUCGGACUUGUCAGGCUCAGAACUUCCUGUUUGGAGUUUGAAACCGACAAGUCAGCAAAGCCAGGUGAUGGGAUGAUGAUUUAGGCUUUCAUUCUGUUUCUCAGCCCACGUAGGUAAAAACUGAAGUCACUCAUAUUCAUACAAGAGGAACCAUGUUCAGGAGGUUUAGCUUCAUCUGGGCUAGAACCAAAAAUAACGUCACUGCCUUUAAAAUAAUGAGCAGGAACAGGGUGAGUCAGAAGUCUCAGGACRCYCUUUAAUUUCAGGGRAAGAAGCCAGCAWGGAAUGGGUGAGGGGGGCUUUUCUUCU